Messenger RNA from Lingula anatina, 8050 nucleotides. RefSeq lists its product as uncharacterized. Lineage: Eukaryota; Metazoa; Brachiopoda; Lingulata; Lingulida; Lingulidae. The record is from RefSeq and is a predicted model, not a curated record. Gene Ontology annotation, molecular function: protein binding.
UUUACAUGACUUCCCUCGCCGUUCAUGAACCGAGAAAUAAGGCCAAAAUACAAACGAGAUUUUCUGAGAAUUUCCAGAGCAACACACCAACAACAUGGCGGCCAAAAUAAAACUUUGAAACAAGUCUGCCGAUGUUUUGGUGAAUAUAUUUUUAUUGGGGUUAUAAGAUAAAAAUAACCAAGAUGGCCGGCAGAGAAAUCCACCCAACAGACCCCUCAGAAAAAGCACCAUUCAGAAUGGGGGUGUCCAGGAAGGUGGAGCUGAGUUUGAAACAAGAACUGGAUGAUCUGGCCAAGAAAUCACUCAGCGAAAUCUCAGCAUAUAAGCAAGCUAUGCAAAUGGAACCACUUUCACAUGAACAAAGAGUUUCUAAAAAAUUGGGCCCCGAGUUUGUGCCACAGAGAGUAAGAGAGAAGAGAAAAACACAGCCUUUAUUCCAUGGAGAUCUUCCUAAGGAUGCCAAAACUCCCAGGCCUCCUCCACCUGGCUCACUGCCAAGAUACAAUCCACUGGAAAAACUGGGGAAAUUCUCUGUUCCUGAAGAUAAGACCAAGAAAUAUCCCUAUUCCAAAGAGGAAGUGGUGACAUCUACAGAAAUGAAGAAACCCCACAUUUCAUCAGUGGGUGUUGUGCCAAGAGUGAGAGACAGUGCUGAAAUCAAGAACCUGAAAGUGAUGCUAGAAGGACAGCCAGUUAUUACCAUCACUGAUGAUGAUCAGUCUAUUGGAGCUAUUGAAAUAGCUAACACCACCCCCAUGCCUACAGAGACUGAGGAAGGACGUCCAGUCAGUCCACUCACUGGCCCCAGUGACCCCAUGACAGAGAAGAAACCAGCUAUCCUAGGACUACUGGGUACAACACAGAAAGUGACCUUUACAGAGAGAAUGAGACCCACUCCAAGACCCAUGUCACAGCUCAGUGAACUUGUAAAAAAACAAAGGAAAAUUUCAGCUGGCUGGAGAACCAGGACCAGAAGCGGUAAAAGCAUUGCCUCCUCUCUGCGCAGCACAGAGAUCAUCCUUCCAGAUGAGGCGGUGUUCAGUCAGUAUGAUGACGUGAUAGCUAACAUUGAUGCUGACGCCUCUUCGGGUCCCACCAAGAGCAGAGCCACCUCAGCGGGAGCUGAUGACCAGAGGAGUGUGUCCAGUACCAGCUCGGUGAAGUCCACCAAGGAACUUUUGGAUGAGGCACGUGAGAUUGCAGGUGGGGAAGCCAUCUACAGGAGACACAUGGCGCGGGAGACAGACAAGGACAGCAAGAGGUCAGACAGCAGUAAGAAGUCCACGUCAUCCAGGUCUGAUGGGAAGAGAGGGGCACCACAGAGGAAACAGCCAGUAGGCAAAGAGAAAGCUAGAGCUGCUGCUGCUGCUGCCCAGAAACAGGAGCCUAAACCUGUGAAAGAGGACAAGCCUAAAGAAGACAGAUCAGUGGAUGAGAUCAUUAAUGAACUGAGAAAACAGACGUCUGGGGCUGAGAGUGAAGCAGACAAAAAGAUCAAAGAUAUCAUGAACAGGGUAAUGUCAAGGGCCAGUGCUGUACUCAGUGAAAUUGGUGCCACAACAAACCUGACCACCCAGGAGGCAAUCAAGGAGGAAGAAGAGGACGAGAAUGGCUUUAGGGAGAGAGCGGAGAGAGAAGAGACACCUGGUGGUCGCAGCAGCAAGUCCUCACAACAUGUAGACACAUAUGACUUAAUAGUGCAAAGUGUCCUAGAUGGUGCUGAGGCUCAGAAGGCCCCAAGAAAGGCCCAGAGAGCCAAAACUGAUAUUUCAGCAAAGAAUGGGGAAAAGGCAGAGGAUUCAGAUGAAGAAAUCUCCUCACCAAUGCCAGAAUUUAUGAAAGGCCUGCCACCCCCAGCAGUUCAUGUCACUGCACCCACAGACAGCUCUGAUGCAGCAGGAGAGUCUGGGACAGACCCAGCCACAGCAGGGAGAACCAUGGAGAAAAUCCCAGAGGAAGGACAGGCGACAUCAGAUGAAUUCAAGCCUGACCUGCGACCUGUUACCGUGGAAACCACUGUGUCAGGCACCAUGAAGGAGGAUGAGGAAUCUGAGGAGGAGGAGGAGGAAGGGAGACCUAUGUUGUAUGCUGAGGAUCUCAAAAGGGCCUAUGAAGAUCUCCUGUUACCUCCCACAGUCACCCACGAGGACAUAGUGAGCAUCGAGGGUCAACCCUCUGCCCUCCAGCCACGCCAAGAGAAGGCAACCCUGGGGAAGACAGACACCAAGGUCUCUACCCAGCCCUCUGCUGUGUCCUUCCUCUCAUCAUGGGCACCUGUUGCACAGAAGGAGGAGGAGCCAUCCACGGGUCGGGAUUUGAGUAAGAAUAUCCACCAUUUCUGUACCACGCGGGAGGAUAUUCAGCUCCCAGAGCACCUGAGGGGUGUGGGCAGGAAGUAUCACACUCCAGCUAAGUAUGGGAUGCUGCCAGCUAUACCACUGGAGUACCACAGCCGUUCCCAGAGCUCUAUCAAGCCCAGCUCAUUCGACACUGCAGUCCUCCUGGCAGACCGCGCCCGGGAGAGGGACCACAUGGAACGAGAACAGUCCGCAGCUGCACAGAGAAUUCUUGAGGAGGCAUACCAGGCAGCUGCUCAGGGCCAGGAGUCACAGGGCCACCUCAGGGCCCAAGCCCAGCCCUCUGGCCUGCUCACCCUGGGGGGACAGUCCCAGCAGGGAGACCCAGACUCCUUUGAGGCAUGGCAGGCUAGAGCUCAGCAAGUGUUUGAUGAAUCAGACCUAUUUAUCUCCGGUGCCCAAAUGCCAAUCAAGAGUGACGAGUCUCGCCUCUACUGGACCCCUGCGCCGCCCAAGAUGGACGUCCCUCCAGCCAAAGUCCAGGAGCACCUGUUUGCUAACUACCACAGUGCUGCUCUUAUGGAGCAGGAGGAAGCUUCCCAGAUGCAUGACUCGGAGGAAGAAGAAGAUAUGGAGGAGGAGAGUAUUUGGGAUGACACGGAUCCGGAAGAUAGACUUGCUAGAGAGAGAGUCCUGCAGAGAAGACAUGACUCUGCGGCAGACAUCACCAAGCUGAUGAGGGCAGUGCUGGAGAAGGCAGAGGAGGAGGACAGGGAGGCAGAGAGGGCCAGGGAACAGGGAGAGACCCAGGCCGAGUCUCCACAGACACUGGUCAAGACAGACAGUCUGGCCACACUGACCACAGCCAGCUCUGGGAGCAGCUUCUUCUUCCAGCCCACUGUGAAACCAGCUGAAGAAGAAGAUAAAACUCCCAAAUUUCUAACUGAUGAUGAGAUAUUUCCAGUGUUCCCAAAGCCAAGGAGGACAAAUUCUAUGCCCAAUCUCUAUGGGGAUGAUGAGGACUUCCUGUUUAUACCGCAAGAUUUCAGUACAGCUAUGGAUGAGAUUACAAAGCAAAUGAAACAGAUCAAAGAAGCAAAACUUGGCAAGAAAACACCAGUUCAACAACUGCCAGAAGAAGUUAUUGAGAGUGAGUCAGGUGCCAAGACUGGUGUUGCAAGGACAAGAAGUCCCACCACAGAGCAGAGGGUAUAUACCAGAAAACAGGAAUAUGAUGACAAGCCCACUCUUGCUGAAGAGGCCUUGGAAGCGGGGAGAAAAUAUGUCAUGUACCCAAAAAGAAAGAAGAAGAAGAUGGUGCCCCUGGACAUGGCCAGACUGGAGGAGAUAGAGAGAUUCCUGGCCAUGCCUCCUGGAAAACUGGAGAGAACAGAAUCACUGCCCAAAGUCAAUGUGCCAGUUGAGAGGCUGCUACGAGUGCCUCAGUAUGUGAAAAACAAGCAUAGAAGAAGUAUACCAGAUAUACUGGAUUUUGAUUCCUUUGCUGAAAAAAGAGGAUACAAAGGAGAAGAUGAAAGAGAAUGGACUCGAGAUAUCUGGAAUGCUUGGUUUGAUGAGGUAUUUCCACCCACGCAGAGUGAGAGAGAUGAGGAUGAGGCCAGAGCCAUGAGCGCCAUGUCCAGCACCACAGACAGAAGUGUACGCUCUAAGGGGCAUGCCAGUGUUGUAAGCACCCACAUCUCUGAGGUGAUUGAUGAAAUUGAACCACUGGCAGAUACUGAAGAAAAUGCAGAAGCUAUUUUACUGCUCCAGGAUGAAGUUGAGAAAUUAAGUGAGCUUAUAAGCCAGAGCCCAACUCCCACUGCCUUUGAUCUCUGCAGGAGGGGGGCCAUAUAUAGGAAGCUUGGUCAGAUUAAGUUGGGCCUGGAGGACCUGGACAGAGCUAUAGCCUUAGAGCCUAUGUUACUGGAUGCUUACUGGCACAGGCAUCUGCUGCAUUUAUUGAAGGGGAAGAAAAACGAUGCGCUGGAAGAUCUCAACUUCCUAUUGCGGCACAGCAAGCAGCAUGCAGGGGCUUACAGGUCAAGAGCUGAAAUCUACCGUGAGUCUGGAGAUGUAACCAUGGCGAUAGUCAAUUUCAAUCAGGCUAUAAAGCUCGACCCUAAUGACCAUGAGGCUUACUACAGGAGGGCAGAGAUGUAUGAAAAGAGUGGAGAGAUGCGUCUAGCAUUGGAAGAUUAUGCCAUUGCUACCAGACUGGCUCCAGAGAAGACCGAGGCCUUGUUCAAACAUGGACUCUAUUAUUUCAACAGUCAAAACUGGCAGCCUUGUAUAAAUGACUUUACAGACCUACUAAAGGUGGAACCAAACAAUGCAGAGGCCAGGACAUAUCGUGGACGCGCCUUUGCCAAAAUGUCUCAAUGGACCCCAGCCAUAGAAGACCUCAGUGCUGCCAUUCACCUGGAUCCCAAUAACAGUGUGGCACAUUAUCAUAGGGGAUGCCUUCUCAGAAAAUUGCAACCAAAGAAAGCUCUUCAAGACCUGAGUGUAUCUAUUAUACUGGAUGAUGGGGACUCCAAUGUGAUGGCGUAUUUCCAUCGAGGCAUUCUCUAUAACUCAACUGGAAGGCCAGAAGAUGCCAUCCCAGACUUUGAGACUGUCCUAAAACUGGACAAGGACAUUGCCAGUGCCCAUGUCAACCUGGGGCUCAUCUAUAUGACACAGCUGGACAAUGUUCAGAAUGCCAUAAGGAAGUUCUCUGCUGCCAUUAAAGUGGAUCCCACCUAUAUACGAGCUUAUGUCUGCCGUGCUGAGGCAUAUCAUAGGAUUCAUGAUCAUAGAAAUGCCCUGUUAGACUUCACAAGAGCCAUUCAUCUGAAACCAGAUACACAUCACUAUUAUAUGUACAGGGGUCAGCUUGUCCUUGAGAUGGGAAACCUGGAACUGGCAGCUUUCUGUGUCAGACAUGCAUCAGAGUUGAAUGCUGGCUUGGGUCAGAGCCCCAUGCAGCAGGCUGUGGUACAGUCCUUCCUCAAGAACUAUGACAAGGCAAUUGGAGCACUGGAGUCUGCCACCAGACAGAAGCCAGUGGCUUCCUUAUUCACCCUGCUGGGUAAGACACAAAUGAAAGCCAAACUGUGGAGAAAUGCCAUUGGGAACUUCGAUAAGGCACUGGGCAUUUUGAAACCUUGGUCUGAUAAAGACUCAUGGCCACACGAGGCUGCAGAGGUGCACUAUCUGAUUGGCAUGUGUAAUAUGGAACUGCGCGGUUAUCUUGAAGCUCAUGAAGCAUUUAACAAUGCCAUCAAAGUGGAUGGCACUAAUGCUGAGGCAUUCUACCAGAGAGGACUGUCUAGAAUUCGCCUAAAACAAGGCAAAGGUAUUCAGGACUUCAACAGGGCUUUGGCAUUGGAUCCAAAGAUAUUCCAGGUUUAUCUGAGCAGAGCAGCCUACUAUGGUCUGAGAGGACAAUACAGCAAAGCCAUUCUCAACUGCAAUGAAGCCAUCAAACUACAACCAAACAGCGUUAGGGCAUACCUGUUCAGAGGGGCCCUGAAAUACCACAUCAAGGCAUACCAGCUUGCUAUACGAGACCUGACCAAGGCCACUAGUAUCGACAGCACAUGUGCUUUAGCCUACUUCAACAGAGCUGUUUGUUACCAUGACAGCAAGAACCAUGCAAAGGCACUGCAGGAUUAUGGGAUAGUUCUGUUGCUAGGAGAUGCUUUGAGACUCAAGGUUUUGAUCAAUCGUGGUCUGCUGUACUUUGACCGAGAUGACUACAGAAAUGCUCUGCAGGACUUCCUGCUGGCCGCAAAGAUUGAUGCCAAGAACUGCAAGAUCUACCACACCAUAGGGCUCUGCUAUCACAAGUUGAACUGCUUGGAGGAUGCUGUGAAAGCCUUCUCAGUGGCCCUGACUCUGGACAAGUUCUUCCUAGAGGGGUACAUUGGUCGUGGUAAUGUCCUCAUGGAUUACGGACAUGAUGCUGGCCUCAAGUUUGCAAGGCGUGAUUAUGAGCGUGCCCUGCAGCUGAACCCCAUCUACCUCCCUGCGCGUGUGAACCUCGCCUACAACCUCCAGGUGUGUGGGAAAUAUAUGCAUGCCUGGAGACAGUUCACUGCCGCCCUUACUGCUAACCCUUACUACAAGCCAGCACUAGAGGGCAGAGCUAUAGUCAACCUCCAGAUGAGUGAUACAUUUGCAGCAUUCCAAGAUAUCAAUGCCUCAGUAAGGGUGGUGCCCUCUGCUGAACUGCUCACCAACAGAGGGGUCAUCCAUCAGUUUAUGGGAGACAAGGCCAAUGCCAUGCGAGAUUACCAGCAAGCCAUCUCUAUUGACCCGUCCCAUGCCUUGGCCUACUUCAAUGCAGCCAACAUCUACUUCCAAAUGAGGCAGUUUAAACAGGCCCAUGCUCACUAUGACAAAGCCAUUUUGUUCAAUCCCAAAGAUGAGUCAGCACUUCUGAACAGAGCCAUUACUAAGGUGCUGCUGCGAGAUUCUGCUGGUGCCUUGGAUGAUUUCAAGGCUGCUGUCAAACUGAGCCCCCAUUCUGCUCAUAUGUACUUCAACAGAGGAAACCUGUACUCUUCCCUCAAACAAUUUGACAAAGCAGAGAAAGAUUAUACAAAAGCCUUGACUUUGCAACCUGAUGAUGCUCUGGUUUACAAAAGGCGUGCAGAUGUCCGUGGAAAGCUCGGGAAGAAAGCAGAAGCCAUUGCUGACUAUAAAUAUGCUAUCGAAAUCCAAAGCAAGAAAAGAGCCACCAUCGAUGCCAACUCUGUCACAUUCAAGCCUGGGUCACAUAGCAAAUGAGAUAGUAUUAAUAUAAGAGACCCCUGAAUGAAAGAGUUGCAGGUUUUGUUAACAAUAUGCAGUAAUAUACUCAUGAAUUCCAGGCCCACAAUUUACAGGGCUACAUGCAGAAAUAUUCCAAGAUUUCUAAGUAAAGACAAUUACCCUGUGGCCACAUGCACUGUACUGACAUUAAUCUGUGAUAUGAUCUCAGAAAUCCAUUAAUUCAAUCAUAAUGAAAAGUCCACGUAAAAUUUUGAUUUUGAUUAUUAUUAUAAAAACAUAUUUUAAAGGUGAAAUGACCAGGUUUUUUAAGAUGAGAGGUGAGAACAUUGUCAUAGUUUGGGACAAAUGAAUAGUAUACUUUAUUUGGGUGGGGAGGCUGGAGAGAGACACUUUAAAGGCGCCAAAACACCAAACCUAAAAUGCUGUGAUUAUGUACAGUUUUACAUUUAUGUUUCUUAUGUUAUAAAGUUUAAAUUUAUUUUUAAAAGUGUACAUACUUAUUGUAUAUAUGUACGUUGCUGUAUUUGUAGCAUAAAUACAUGCCUGACUAGAGCUACUGUUAUGUCCAUUUCUACUAAGUAUUAUAGUUAAAUGUAAACCUGAAAGUAUCCAUGGCUCUAAGCAAGGCAGACUUGCCAGAUUUUUUGUACCAUCAUUGUAAAAUUCUCAUUGCAGAGAUAUAAAUACCAGGAUGUUUAGAUGGCAGGUAAGUUUUGAUAUGUAAUUUAAACUGAUGGACACGUACUGUAGCAUAAUGGCCAGAGAGAGCUGUGCCAUUUACAAUGUCCAAUUCUAAAUACACAUUCAUGCUUAGUAUUAUUACAAAGUGAACAUGACAAGUCUCGUUUUUUAAUUUGCAGGCAAAUCUAUUCAUUUUCAAAUGUUGAUGUCCUUUCCAUCAACUUAUAUCAAUUUGGAACAUGUUAAUCAUUUGCUGAUGGACCUAGAUAUUUCAGACAACUGAUAAACUGCAAAAUUUAGUGAAAGCCACG